Tarenaya hassleriana is the source of this 2005-nucleotide messenger RNA. Its product is annotated as protein misato homolog 1. Gene Ontology annotation, cellular component: cytoplasm. The record is from RefSeq and is a predicted model, not a curated record. The coding region runs from base 85 to 1794 and encodes 569 amino acids. NCBI's taxonomy places the organism in Eukaryota, Viridiplantae, Streptophyta, Magnoliopsida, Brassicales, Cleomaceae. The transcript is spliced from 10 exons.
GUUGGAAAAAGCCUGAACCUUCUCGUGUCUCUCCGAAUCUCUCCCCCUCGCUCCUCCCCGGCCGACCUCGUCUCUCCCAAAACCAUGAGAGAAAUCGUGACCGUUCAAGUUGGAGGAUUUGCCAACUUCGUCGGCUCCCACUUCUGGAAUUUCCAGGAUGAAUUGCUUGGAUUGGCAGAUGACCCGGAAAGUGAUCCAAUCUUCAAAAACCAGAGGCUCAACAUGGACGUGCUCUAUCGUGCCGGUGAAACCCAGAUGGGAGUUGCCACUUACACGCCCCGUGUGGUUUCAGUCAAUUUUCAAGGUUCGUUGGGCUCCAUGAGCUCAAGUGGUACUAUCUACAGUGAAAAAAUUUCAGCACGAUCAAAUAUUUCCACCUGGUUUGGAAAUGUUACUACUCAUGCAUCUGAACCUCGGAAGAAGAACUUAUUUCUGGAGAGUCUGUACGAGGAAGAACAGGAUAAAGUAAGGGGCAGAGAGAAUGAUAAUAUGAGCGAAAGUCAGGACAAAGAUAUCGUUGAAUGCCUAGACAAGGGUGUUGAGUAUUGGACAGACUUCUCCAAAGUCCAUUAUCAUCCUCAAAGUUUAUACGAAUUGAGCGGACUAUGGAUGGACUCUCAGGAUUUUAACAACUACGGAAUCGGUAGGGACAUCUUUUCUGAAGGUUCACGAGGAGAGGAAUUAUCUGAGAGGCUGCGUUUCUUUGUAGAAGAGUGUGAUCAUAUCCAGGGCAUUCAGUUCCUCGUGGAUGAUUCCGGAGGAUUUUCUGCUUUAGCAGCGGAUUUCCUAGAGAACAUUGCAGAUGAUUACACUAACAUUCCUUUACUACUUUAUUCUGUGAGAAGUCCAAGCUUGCAUACGAAUACUAGAAGCUCGAAAAGAAGCAUCUCAGGUGAUCUUCACGAUGCAAUAUCGUUUUCAAGGCUCUCAUCGUUCUGCAAACUGUUCAUCCCUGUCGGUCUUCCAUCUUUGGGUGGAAGUAAAGCCUCGAAAUAUCUUCUCCUUCAAGACGAGAAGCUUUAUCACAGCAGUGCAGUGUAUGCUGCAGCCCUGCAUUCAAGCAUUAUCCCUUUCAGAAUGGAACCUUUAAGCUCAGCACUGGAUUCAAGUGAAGUGUCGGGUGCUAUGGAUGUGAAUACGCUUGUACAAAUGUUAUCGGGACGGGAUAGACAGAACAUCGUGGCUAUUUUAGAUGCUGCAAUACCAUCCCCUGCUUUGUCAGGGAAACAAUCGGAGAAUACCCUUGUAAUGGAUUUGCAGCCACUGACACCAGAAGUGGCGGAAGAUGUAGAAGACACUAGGGCAAUCGAAUCCAUGAGUUUACUCGGAGCCAUCGGAUCAGAAGGUAUAGAGGCAUCUAUUUCAGAAGCGAAGGACGCUGUCCAUGCAUCUUAUGAGCAGAACACAUCGGUUAGACCAUUGUUUUGCAAUGUAUCGGUAUCCCGUUGCCCUCUACCAGUACCGCUGCCAUUUCCGCGUAUAUUCGGUAACCUCAUUGGCCGAAAGGGUGAGAUCUUAGGCAGCCCUUUAUCAGAUUCUCUGCCCAGAGGUCCACUUGAUGUUCAUUCUGUGCCGUUGGCGACGAGGCUGAGGAGUUCAAGCGCAAUCUUACCAUUUUUGGAAAGGAGAAUGGGGAAUCUGCAGAAAUAUGGGAUCCAAUGGGGGGCGGUCGGGUCGGAUUUGGUGAGGACAUGGGGGUUUGGGAGAGAAGAGUUGCAGGAGAUGAGAGAGAAUCUGUCCAAGAUGGUCGCUGAACUGAAUCCGCAGUUGUUGGAAUCUUCUGAUUCAGAUUAGGCUAAAGUUUUGUGUCAUAGUUAGUGUUUUGGGUCACAGACACAACGGAUUUCCCUUUGAUGUUGUAGUUUUUGCGGACAAAGUGCUUCUCUGUUAUAUUAUGCGUGGCUACAGAUUAGGGUUUUUUCUCUCUCGAAAGUUUCACUCUACUCCAUCCUGUAUUUCAAGGUUUUGACAUUUAAUAUCAAGGUAUAUGAUCUAAUUUUAGGUA